AAAAUAUUCAGGCUAAAAUUGAAUAAAAAAAGGAUGGGGGGAUGUGAAUAUAUAAAAUGCUCUAAACCAAAAAGUCUCAUCCAAAUUAAUGGUUGGAAACCUAUAUCUUUUGAGGCGAUAACAGAUAAUCCUGAAGAGUUGGUAUCAAAUUUAUUUCGUGAAAUUUCAACACAUAUGACACUUAAAAUAUUGGCUAAACAUUCACAAUCUGAAUCGAAUGGUCAGUGCCUUACAGAAUUGAAACAGAGACUUCUUAAAACUGCUAUAGAACAGCAACCACGUAUUUUGACCACAGCAAAUGGACAAGAAGUUAAGGAAAUUCUUCAAAACGUCAUACAAAACGAUCAACAAUGUUCUGCUUGGUCUAACCGUGAACAAAUGCAAGCAGUUAAUGAAUGGUUAGAACAAAUGGCUACACAACAAGAUGAAAAUAAUAAAAAGAGUUCACAUUAUGGAACUCGUUUUAGUCCAUUGAGUGAAAUGCCUCGUUUGGAACGUUGGUUUCGCUCAGAUUCAAAUCCUUCAAGACAAAAAUUGAUUAAUUAUAUGAAUAUUUUAAAUUCUUCCUCAUUUCGUCGUGUAAACAAUAAAGUAACUUAUCAACAAAUUUGUAAUUGGUUUGCAAAUCAAAGAAGAACAAUGCAACGUUUAGCAGCACAACAACAACAAGCUCAAGCAGUACAAGCAACACAACAAUCACAACAAUUACAGCAACAACAACAAAGACAAUCUUGCUCUUCAAAUUCGUCUUCGUCUGGAACUGCUAUAAAUGGAAUUGUUGGUAAUGGAGGAAUUGGAGGUGGACCUUUAGCUAUAUUACCUUUAAAUGCUACUGGUGUUGGUAAUAACAAUAAUAUUGCUGCUGUUGAAAAUCAAGUACAAGAACAACAAUCACAACAAAACCAGUCUUGCUCUUCCGCUUCAUCUCCAGGAGUUGUUGUAAAUGUUGGAAGUAAUGGAGGAGGAAUUUAUUCUAUGAAUAAUCAACCUUUGACUACUUUAAUGACUUCAAAUGCUGUUUCUAAUGUUGGUGGUGGAAAUGGAGGAGGAGGUGGAAAUAUUGAAAAUCAAACUUCACUUAAUCAUCAACAUCAUCAAAAUUUAAAUAAUAACAACUCCAACACCAAUUUAUUUUAUUCAUUAGCCUCAGCAUUAGCAACUGGGAAUAUGGAUACAGCAAUUCAUUUACAACAAAAAAUGGCUUCACUUUUUGCUUCUGGAUUAAAUAAUUCAAAUAAUUGUGAUGGAAAAUCUGUGGAAAAUGACGAAAAUAAUGUACAUAUUCCUUUAGCAAAUGGUCCUCCAAUUGUUGAUAUUCGUUCAAAAUUUGUUGAUAAUAAUGGAAAUAAUUCUAUGGAUUUUUCUCACCAACAAUCUUGUUCUUCUACAAAUGAUUCUAAUAAUAAUAACAAUUUUUCUUCUGCUUAUUCAUUAUCUGCUUCAAACAACAUGGCAAAUAAUAAUACAGCAACAGCUUUAAUUAAUAAUGUUGGUUCUUCACCUUCAUAUUCUUCAAUUUCACCAAUAAAAUUAGAAUCUGGAUUACUAAAUUUUAAAUUAGAAAAUGAAUUUUCUUCUCCACCACCACAACAACAAAAUAUUGAUGGACAAAACAAUGUUGGGGCGAAUGGUGGGAAUGGUAAUUCUGCUAAUCAAUCAAGAUCGAGAUUAAUGUUUGAUCCGUUAAGUGAAUUGGUUUGUUUUUUGAAAAAAAAAUUUUUUCAAAUUUAUUGUUGUUUCGGCAGGAGGGAGGGUUUUAGAUUACUCGAAACCUGGCCCGAUAAACUUUUGAAAAGCCCCAACUCACACACCUUUUCUGUGGGAUUUACCCACACGUAUUUCCUUAUAAAGUGUCCAGUUUUUUUCUCUUCUAUUGCCAAAUUCGUUUUAUCCGGCUUCUCUUACUUAACCCCAUCGAACAUAAUUUUUAGAUGA
Meloidogyne enterolobii is the source of this 1935-nucleotide messenger RNA. The record is from the annotation of a GenBank genome assembly. NCBI's taxonomy places the organism in Eukaryota, Metazoa, Nematoda, Chromadorea, Rhabditida, Meloidogynidae.